CUCCCCCCUCCCUCUCCCUGCACCAACGAAACUCACGUUGCAAUGUUUUGAUCGUGUCAGACAUUUUCUUUCAAUCAAUUAUGGCGCAAGGUAAAUCUAAAACCAAGGCGCAGUUACCUGCAAAUGUAAAGGCAAAGAAGAAGUUCUCUACGAAGAGCAAAGUCAUUUCUAGAGCGCGCUCAAAUGCUCCCGUUGCUCCAAAACUUACCGGCAAGGCUGUUGAUGCAAUGAAGAUGAAGAAAGCUAUUUCAAAAGGUGUGAGUGAAGCAAUGGAGAACGAAUUAAGAGCGAAGGCUUUUGAUGGUAAAAAGUCACUCCUUUCCAAAAAGGAGAUGGCUGACAAAGCAGAAGCCAGUAAAUAGUUGUUUCUUUCAAUUUAUUACCUUGUAAAUAUAAAUUUCUAUUAAAACCAUGAUGAUAUUUCUCAUUACAAA
Messenger RNA from Frankliniella occidentalis (western flower thrips), 434 nucleotides. RefSeq lists its product as uncharacterized. Lineage: Eukaryota; Metazoa; Arthropoda; Insecta; Thysanoptera; Thripidae. The record is from RefSeq and is a predicted model, not a curated record. The transcript has 2 exons. The coding region runs from base 81 to 362 and encodes 93 amino acids.